Ochotona princeps (American pika) is the source of this 1750-nucleotide messenger RNA. It is a transcript of the gene PPP2R2C, whose product is annotated as protein phosphatase 2 regulatory subunit Bgamma. Gene Ontology annotation, cellular component: cytosol; protein phosphatase type 2A complex. Gene Ontology annotation, biological process: peptidyl-serine dephosphorylation. The transcript is spliced from 9 exons. Bases 389 to 1732 code for a protein of 447 amino acids. Lineage: Eukaryota; Metazoa; Chordata; Mammalia; Lagomorpha; Ochotonidae. The record is from RefSeq and is a predicted model, not a curated record. Gene Ontology annotation, molecular function: protein binding; protein phosphatase regulator activity.
AGCCCGGCUCGGCCCCGGCUCGCUCGGCGCAGCGCCGCGCGCGUCCCCUCGCCGCCGCCUCCACAGCCAGGCGCCCCGGCAGCAGGCCGCACGGACGCAGCGCGCACGGGCCAGCCGGGAUGCGCGCCCGGGCUCCGGCCCGCCCCAAGCCGCGGCCGCCGCCCGCCCGCCGCGCGCUCGCCUGACCGCGGCGGCGCCCGCUCGCCCGCCCACCCCCGGCCCCUCGCGUCCGGCCCCGGCCGCCAUGCCCGCUCCCCGGGGCCCCGGCGGCCCGCGCCCUUGCUAGGCUGCGGCGGCAUGGCCCGCGCGCCCGGCGCGACCUCUGCGGAUUGCAUCGGUGUGCGGCGGCGGCGGCGGGGCAUGCCCAGGGCACCGGGCGCGGCCUUCAAUGGGCGAGGACACGGACACGCGGAAAAUUAACCACAGCUUCCUGCGGGACCACAGCUAUGUGACUGAAGCUGAUAUCAUCUCCACCGUCGAGUUCAACCACACCGGGGAGCUGCUGGCCACUGGCGACAAGGGAGGCAGGGUUGUCAUCUUCCAGCGGGAACCAGAGAGCAAAAAUGCACCGCACAGCCAGGGCGAGUAUGACGUGUACAGCACCUUCCAGAGCCACGAGCCUGAGUUUGACUAUCUCAAGAGCCUGGAGAUAGAGGAGAAGAUCAACAAGAUCAAAUGGCUCCCGCAGCAGAACGCUGCCCACUCGCUCCUGUCUACCAACGAUAAGACGAUCAAGCUAUGGAAGAUCACAGAGCGAGACAAGCGGCCCGAGGGCUACAACCUAAAGGAUGAAGAAGGGAAACUAAAGGACUUGUCCACUGUGACGUCGCUGCAGGUGCCAGUGCUGAAGCCCAUGGACCUUAUGGUAGAGGUGAGCCCACGGAGGAUAUUUGCCAAUGGCCACACCUACCACAUCAACUCCAUCUCCGUGAACAGUGACUGCGAGACGUACAUGUCGGCAGACGACCUGCGUAUCAACCUCUGGCACCUGGCCGUCACCGACAGGAGCUUCAACAUAGUGGACAUCAAGCCAGCCAACAUGGAGGACCUCACGGAGGUGAUCACGGCGUCUGAGUUCCACCCUCACCACUGCAACCUGUUCGUCUACAGCAGCAGCAAGGGCUCCCUGCGGCUGUGUGACAUGCGGGCGGCUGCCCUGUGCGACAAGCAUUCCAAGUUGUUUGAGGAGCCUGAGGAUCCCAGCAACCGCUCCUUCUUCUCAGAAAUCAUUUCCUCUGUGUCCGACGUGAAGUUUAGUCACAGUGGCCGGUACAUGCUCACGCGGGAUUACCUCACAGUCAAGGUCUGGGACCUAAACAUGGAGGCCAGGCCCAUCGAGACCUACCAGGUCCAUGACUACCUGCGGAGCAAGCUCUGCUCGCUGUACGAGAACGACUGCAUCUUUGAUAAAUUCGAGUGUGCCUGGAACGGGAGUGACAGCGUCAUCAUGACCGGAGCUUACAACAACUUCUUCCGCAUGUUCGACCGCAACACAAAGCGGGACGUGACCCUGGAGGCGUCGCGGGAGAGCAGCAAGCCCCGGGCUGUGCUCAAGCCGCGGCGCGUGUGCGUGGGCGGCAAGCGGCGGCGCGACGACAUCAGUGUGGACAGCCUGGACUUCACCAAGAAGAUCCUGCACACGGCCUGGCACCCGGCUGAGAACAUCAUUGCCAUUGCGGCCACCAACAACCUGUACAUCUUCCAGGACAAGGUCAACUCCGACAUGCACUAGGAGUGCCCCCCGCCCAGC